Messenger RNA from Morone saxatilis (striped sea-bass), 1356 nucleotides. RefSeq names its product calcineurin-like EF-hand protein 2 (gene chp2). The transcript is spliced from 7 exons. Gene Ontology annotation, molecular function: calcium ion binding. Bases 89 to 694 code for a protein of 201 amino acids. The record is from RefSeq and is a predicted model, not a curated record. Lineage: Eukaryota; Metazoa; Chordata; Actinopteri; Moronidae.
AGGCUGCAGACGGACAGAUACAGUCGGACAGCUCAAUCACACACUGCAGACGACAAACUGCAGCCUGGAGCAGAUUAAAACCAGCAGGAUGGGCUCCAGCAGCUCCAGCGUGAACAACAUCCCCCACGCCCAGGAGCUCAUGCAGGAAACUGGCUUCUCUGCUGCCCACAUCCUCCGUCUGUACGAGAGGUUUAAGCUUCUGGACAAAGACAAGAGUGGACAGCUCAGGCCUCAGGAUUUCGUAGCCGUUCGGGAGUUGGCCCUGAAUCCGAUCGGUGACAGAAUCAUCAGCGCCUUUUUCUCUCCGCGGCAGGAAACUGUGGACUUUGCCUCCUUCGUUCGGAUUCUGGCUCAUUUCCGUCCCACAGACAGAAACCGAUCCAGAGACGGAGCCCAGCAGGAACCGGCCAACAGCAGCAUCAGGAAGCUCAAAUUUGCUUUUCAGAUGUAUGAUCAGGACAGAGAUGGAAAGAUUUCCAGAGCGGAGCUUCUUCAGUUGGUGACUGUGACUGUGAAGGUGUUGCGGGCGAUGCUGGGGAUGCAGGUGACGGAGGAGCAGCUCCAGAGCAUUGCUGAGCGAGCCAUCCAGGAGGCCGACCUGGACAGAGACGACACCAUCUCCUUCGAUGAGUUCAGAAAGUCACUGGAGAAAGUGGACAUCGAUCACAAGAUGAGUAUCCGCUUCCUGAGAUAAAGACAGAACCUGCUGAGACUUUGGGUUUUUUUUCCCGUUGAAAAGACAAUGAUCAGAUGCUUAAAUAUGGAGACACAACGAAGUGUGAAAUGUUUACAACUAGGACAAAAGAGAUCAGUGGCAGCAAGUCUUCUAGUCUGCUGUUAAUCCCAUAGGAAGAAGAAGAAUGGCAAACAACUUGUGAGUCGUGUUCUCAUGUGUUGGAAAUACUCCUUCUGGUUUAAAUUAUAAGAUAAAAGUCAAAAUUAGGAGAUAAAACGUUGAAAUUAUGAGACUGAGAAGUUAUGAGAAGUUUUGAAAUAUCACUAUUGUUUUAUUUAUCUAUUAUCUUCUAUUUUUUAUCAUAUUUGUUUUAUUUUACUUGUAGAAAUGGACUUGUAAUAUCCUGCUCCGUACAAGCAGGUUUGUUUGGUGCUGAGAAAUUAAAACCGACUGCCUGAUGAAAAUUCAUUGUGGCAGCAUUUAAAGAUAAGAAAAUGUCUGUCUGCAGCCUCUAGGACAACCUGAAUAUUUACACAGACUACAGUGGAGAUAGAAGUCAACUGUUAUAAUGGGAGAAUUUCUUAAGAAAUCUUAAAAUCAGUAUAAGUGUUGGAACAAGUAUGUCUGUGAGAAAUGUAUUCUAUUUAACUAUCCUUAAAUAAAUAACUUUAACCCUUCCA